AUGCCCAGGAUACCUAAUGGCGAUGCACUCGCAGAACAAGAUAGUUCAAUAAAAAGAGCUUCUUCAACUUCAUCACAUUAUGAUAAUAUUAAUGCAAAUUUACAUGCAAGAGUCAAAGCAUUUCAAGAACAAAGAGCUUUGAAACGUUCUGCAAGUGUUGGCAGUACUUCAAGUGGGAAAUCAACUAAUACUACUAAUUCAAAUAAUAGUAAUAAUGAAUCAACUAAUACGAAUGAUAAUAAAUCAAAUGAAAAAAUUUUAUCUUCUUCAAAUCAUAAAUCGAGAUCACAUUUAAAGACUCAAUCAGCUACAUUAGAAACUUUAACAACUACAAAUACUUCAAUUAAUUCUAAUAUUGGUAAAAAUGCAACGAUAUCAGAUCAACCAUCAUCAUCAUCAUCAACAACAAUAGCAGCAGCAGCUUCAGUAUCGAGUAAUACAUCACAAAAUAAACAUGUAAGUAUAGUGAAUAAACCUUUACCACCACUGCCGCCUAUUCAAAAUAAUAAUAGAAAUAACAAUAGUAACAAUAAUGAUAAUAGUAGUGCAAAUACAAGUGUCAGUAGUAAAAAUAAUAAUAAUAAUGAUAAUAAUAAUAAUAAUAGUAAUAAUAAUAAUAAUAAUAAUAAUAAUAGCAUAACAAAAGAUUUAAACAAUUUAACAAUCGGAGAAAAUAAAACAAUUCCAAAACCUAUAAAUAAAGUAACAAUUAAUACAAAUCUUUCAAGAACACCUAAUACUUCGCCAAUGAUGAAUAAUUUAGGGCCAAAUCAAUUUAACCCAAAUAGAAGAGCACCACGUAGACCAGUAGUAAUUACAGGAAGUAAUAGCAUAAGUAAUAGCUCAAAUAAUACUGCAGCACAAAAUAGGCAACCUAAAUUAAGUCUUAGUGCAAGAAGAGGUUUGAAAUUACCACCAGGUGGUAUGUCCCUUAAGAAUCUUACAAAAUCUUCUUCAUCAUCAUCAUCAUCAUCUAAUUCAAAUGCUUUACAAGAAUUUGAAGGAAGUCCAACUAAUGAAACUGCGGCAAGACGUCCAAAUCAUGGUUCUUUGAUUAAUGGUAUACAAAGAACCUCAAUCUCUUCAAACGAUAAAACAAGAGGUAGUAAUAAUAAUAGUAAUACAGUUACUGCUGAUGGAAGUGGUUCAAGUUCUAGUGGUGGAAGUGGUUCAGGUAGUGGUGGUCUAUUCUCAAUUUUUUCAAAAUAUGUAGAUAUUAAAUCGGGAUCAUUAAAUUUUGCAGGGAAAUUAUCUUUAUCAUCAACGGGGAUAGAUUUUAGUAAUGGUUCAAGUUCAAGGAUUACUCUUGAUGAAUUAGAAUUUAUUGAAGAAUUAGGUCAUGGUAAUUAUGGGAAUGUAUCAAAAGUAUUGCAUAAACCAACUAAUGUUAUAAUGGCAAUGAAAGAAGUGAAAUUAGAACUAGAUGAAGCUAAAUUUAAACAAAUAUUAAUGGAAUUAGAAAUUCUCCAUAAAUGUCAAUCACCAUACAUCGUGGAUUUUUAUGGUGCAUUUUUUAUUGAAGGUGCCGUUUAUAUGUGUAUGGAAUAUAUGGAUGGUGGUUCGUUAGAUAAAAUAUAUGAUCCAAACCCUGAAAUUGGUGGGAUAGAUGAACCUCAAUUAGCUUAUAUUUCAAAUGCUGUCAUUAGAGGUCUUAAAGUAUUAAAGGAUGUUCAUAAUAUUAUUCACAGAGAUGUUAAACCAACAAAUAUUUUAUGUAGUGCCAAACAAGGUACAAUUAAACUUUGUGAUUUUGGUGUUUCAGGCAACCUUGUUGCAUCCAUGGCAAAGACUAACAUUGGUUGUCAAUCAUAUAUGGCUCCAGAACGUAUAAAAUCAUUAAAUCCUGAUAUUGCUACAUAUACUGUCCAAUCAGACAUUUGGUCCCUAGGUCUAAGUAUUCUAGAGAUGGCUCUUGGAAGAUACCCAUACCCACCAGAGACAUUCGAUAAUAUAUUUUCUCAAUUAAGUGCUAUUGUUGAUGGGCCAGCCCCUAAAUUACCUUCGGACAGGUUUAGUUCUGAAGCUCAAGAUUUUGUAUCGUUAUGUUUACAGAAGAUACCUGAGAGAAGACCAAAUUAUGCCUCAUUGAUAGAACAUCCAUGGUUGGUCAAGUAUAGGGAUGUUGAUGUUGGAAUGAGUGAAUAUAUUACUACAAGACUACAAAAACGUAAAGCCAUCCUUGCUGAAAGAGGUGAAAAUGGGUUACCAAAAGUCGUACCAGCACUACAUAUGGGUGGGUUACCUUAA
Maudiozyma saulgeensis is the source of this 2247-nucleotide messenger RNA. Lineage: Eukaryota; Fungi; Ascomycota; Saccharomycetes; Saccharomycetales; Saccharomycetaceae. The record is from the annotation of a GenBank genome assembly.